This is a messenger RNA of Williopsis jadinii, 566 nucleotides long. RefSeq lists its product as uncharacterized. Lineage: Eukaryota; Fungi; Ascomycota; Saccharomycetes; Phaffomycetales; Wickerhamomycetaceae. The annotation marks the transcript as partial. The record is from RefSeq and is a predicted model, not a curated record. The transcript has a single exon.
UCACUCCUCCUCUACAGAACAGUCGCUAGACACAUUCGCCUCAGAAUCAUGGUCCUCUGAUUCGCCGUCGUCAAACUCAUCAUCUGGGAUAUCAGAUUCUUCAGAUACAAACUCUUCAAAAGAAUCCAUAUCUUCCUCUGACUCUAAUGUUUUCAUCACACUUUUCUUCACCCUUUCAGCCAUUGCUUCUUGUUCAGCCAUCAGACGCAUAGUUUUAGCGAUGCUAUCUCUUAAUUCUGUGUUAGCCAUUAGGGCAAGAUUCUCAUUGAUGGCUUUGACAAGAGUAGCCCUAUACUCUUUUUUCUUCUUGAUCGAACUCUCACGCAUCUUUAUUGCCUUUUUAAGAUCUUGCUUUUUCUGUCUGUAGAGAGGUUCAAAGAUGGUCUACUUAUAAUUCUUUCUCUUUUCCUCCACAAGUCGUUUCAACUCCUUGUCACUGUUCAAGCCAAUAUCAUCACAGUCAAAGAGUUUGCUCAAUACUCUGAAAGCAACAACAUCUCCGUCUAACUGUGGCAGAACGUUCAAUUCAGAAAGGCUUUCGAUCGCCUGUUCUCUCAUAUAUUGAA